Molecule: messenger RNA, 1151 nt
Organism: Neopsephotus bourkii (Bourke's parrot)
Lineage: Eukaryota; Metazoa; Chordata; Aves; Psittaciformes; Psittacidae
Gene: CHTOP
Product: chromatin target of PRMT1
Exons: 6
Coding region: 170-916 (248 amino acids)
Source: RefSeq, a predicted model, not a curated record
GCCGGUGGAGGGAGAAGGCGGGGGGGGGCUCCUGUGGUGCCGCCGCCAUUUUGUCGCGGCCGUUGGAGCACGGCGGAGCGGGCGGAGGGCGCUGAGUCUGCCCCGCGCCACCCGCAGCCACCGCUGCCGGGACCUGGCGACCGUCGGCUUCGAUUCUCUUGAGCUGAAGAUGGCUGCACAGUCAGCGCCGAAGGUCGUGCUCAAGAGCACCACCAAGAUGUCUCUGAACGAGCGCUUUACUAACAUGCUGAAGAACAAACAGCCGAUGCCAGUGAAUAUUCGGGCUACCAUGCAGCAGCAGCAGCAGCUAGCCAGUGCCAGAAACAGAAGACUGGCCCAGCAGAUGGAGAACAGACCUUCUGUCCAGGCGGCUUUGAAGCUCAAACAGAAGAGCUUGAAGCAACGCCUCGGGAAAAGCAACAUCCAGGCCCGGUUAGGCCGACCAGCAGGGCCCCUCGCUCGCGGAGCCAUGGGGGGAAGAGGACUGUCCAUGGGGCAGAGGGGUUUGCCACGGGGAGCCAUGCGUGGAGGCCGGGGAGCCAGAGCUCUGCUGCGAGGAGGGAUCCCUCUCCGAGGUCAGAGCCUGCUGCGUGGAGGACGAGGGAUAUCUCCCAGGAUGGGCCUGAGGAGAGGUGGCCUUCGAGGCCGUGGUGGCCCUGGAAGAGGAGGUCUGGGCCGAGGCGCGAUGGGCCGCGGAGGGCUCGGAGGCAGAGGUCGCGGCAUGGCCAGCCGGGGCCGGGGCGGCUUCGGAGGCCGCGGCAGAGGCCGGGGCCGAGGCAGAGGAUCGGCGCGGCCGGCGCUGACCAAGGAGCAGCUGGAUAACCAGUUGGAUGCCUACAUGUCCAAGACGAAAGGACACCUGGACGCCGAGCUGGAUGCUUACAUGGCUCAGACAGACCCCGAGUCCAACGACUGAAGGGCCUUUGCCAGAGACCUUGUGGAAGUUGGUGUGUGGUGCCCAUAAAGCUAAACAUGGCAAAAGCCUGAUUUCCUGCCGGGAGGAGCCGCUGGCAUGGGGAGCAGCCCGGGCUUUAGUGUCUUCCUUUCACGUUUUGAUACUCUCUGUUGUAUGAAACCUCUUCCUUUGGGAUUGUUUUUAUAUCUGUAUUUCUCCUCUUCCCCCCACCCCAACACGAACGUGAACCCGCUGA